AUGGCAACUGCUGUCGGACUUUCAAAAGUAUUUAUUUUAGACAAAUAUUUUACUGAGUUAACAAAGUAUUGGCAAACUGAACGACAACUUCAAGAUGCCACAUCCAAUGAAGCCGUUCAUCUUCAGCAACAACUUAAAAACUUAAGUUCAGAGUUGGUUACACUACGGACCAGAUUAAGGAUAUCACCGGUUGAACCAAAUGGCAAUCCUAAUGAGCAGGCAUUAAAGCCCUGUUCGCCAUCAAUGGGCAGUAAAACUCGGAAACAGGAAUACACUUAUAAUGAAGUCAAUGAUUUGAUACACUUAUUGGGUCCGCUGACUGAAGAUUCACUGCUUCGGGCACUUCACUCCAGGUUUAUGGCCAAUCAAUAUUAUACAAAUGUUGGACCUGUUUUGUUGUCAAUAAAUCACUUAAAGGACAGGAGAUCCGCUUUGACAUUAAACAGCACUCAUAUGGAGGCUCUUGAAUGCACACAAUUAUUACGAAUAGUUCACGAAGCGGUCCGUCAGCACAAUGAGACCGGUUAUCCACAGGCUAUCAUCUUAAGUGGAGUGAGUGGCAGUGGAAAGACAUACUCAUCAAUGAUUAUAUUGAGACAACUAUUUAAUGUUGCGGGCGGUGGACCCGAAACGGACACAUUUAAGCACUUGACCGCCACUUUCACAGUAUUAAGAAGUCUAGAAAGUGCUAAAACUCAACUUAAUUCUGAAUCUAGUCGUUUGGGACAUUUUAUUGAAGUUCAAGUGACUGAUGGGGCUCUUUAUCGGACAAAAAUUCAUUGCUAUUUUCUCGAUCAGUCAAGAGUUGUUAAAACAUUGCCAAAUGAAAAAAAUUAUCAUAUCUUUUAUCAAAUGUUGGCCGGUUUGACACCAGAUGAGAGAACAAAACUCAAUUUAGACGGAAUGACAGUUGAAUCGCUUCAGUAUUUAAAUAAAGGAAAUAUUGACUGUAAUGAUGAAGAGGAUGCCAUCAGAUUUGAGGCCUGGAAAUCAUGUUUGUCAGUGUUGGGCAUACCAUUCUUGGAUGUGGUCCGUGUUUUGGCUGCCGUCCUAUUGUUAGGAAAUAUAACAUUUAAUGAAAAUCAAAACCCAAUCGAUUCAAACAAUGAUUGUAAACAUAGUUUUAGUAAUGAAGUGAAAGCUGUGGCAUCACUUCUAGGAGUUUCCAGUGUUUCUCUUUAUAGAGGAUUCACCACAAGAACUCAACAAAAUAGAGGACAAUUACUGAAGUCUCAUCGCGACUCUCAAAGUGCAUCGGCCACAAGAGACGCAUUUGCCAAAGCACUGUACUGUCGAACUGUGGCUACAAUUAUAAGAAGAGCCAAUAGUUCCAAACGAAUUGGUUCUUCUUGUGGUACAAUCAGUUCUGAUAGCAACGAAUCUAUUCAUAAUCACACUGAGACAGGAAGUCAUCACACAUCCAGUAUUGGAUCAAAUGGUGCCAAAUCACAUAAAUCAAUGAAUGUACUCAAUUCUGCUGUAAGACAUGCAACCGAUGGCUUCAUUGGUAUCUUAGAUAUGUUUGGCUUCGAAGACGCAAAACCCAGCCAUUUGGAACAGUUGUGUAUCAAUCUAUGCUCUGAAACAAUGCAACACUUCUAUAACACACAUAUAUUUAAAUCAAGUAUCGAGUCGUGUCGUGAGGAAGGAGUCAAAUCUGAUAUUGAGAUCGAUUACGUGGAUAACGUUCCCUGCAUUGACUUUAUAUCAUCUUUGAGAACUGGUUUAUUCAGUCUAUUAGACGCCGAGUGCUCAUUGAAGGGAACACCUGUAGCAUACGUUCAGAAGAUCAAAGCACAGCAUUUGUCAAACAGUCGAUACUUUGAAGUUCCGAUAAAUAGGGAUAAGUCAACAGCAGAUCAAUUACAACAAAUGUCUCGACAGUUCGGUAUAAGACAUUAUGCCGGAAAUGUGACUUAUAAUACAAUCAACUUUUUGGAGUCCAAUUCCGAUCGACUCAGCGAUGAUGUCAUCUCUAUAUUUCACAAGUCUUUGUGUACCUUUGGUUUUGUCAGUCAUUUGUUUGGAGUUGAGCUGAAACUACUUUAUAAUAAGGAAACAGUUCCCAGAGGUCUAAACUUUAGGAUAGCGCCGACGGCACACGUGGACAUACAGAAUGGAUUCAAUCCGGUGACUACUUUGACACAAGAUUUUCACACAAGACUUGACAAUUUGUUAAGAACUUUAGUACACGCGAGACCUCAUUUUAUUAGAUGUAUUAAAGCCAAUGACACGGAGCAACCAAACUAUUUUGAUAGAGGAGCUGUGGUCAGACAAAUACGGGCCCUUCAAGUGUUGGAAACGGUUAACUUGAUGGCCGGUGGUCUACCACAUCGCAUGAGAUUCAAAGCUUUCAAUUCAAGAUACAGACUUUUGGCGCCAUUCAAGUUGCUUAAGAGAGUCGAAGACAAAGCUAUUGAAGAUUGCAAAUUAAUAUUGGAUUGUUUUAUUAAAAACCAAAAAACAAUUGAUCCGGUAUCGGGCGCCUCCACCACUUGGGCUCUCGGAAAAAGACAUAUAUUUCUGAGUGAAGGCGCCCGACAGCAGUUGGAAAUGUUGCGAAAUGAGCGCCGAAUGAUGUCUGCUGUCCUAAUUCAGUCCACUUGGAAAGGCUGGAACUUCAGGCGCCGGUGGCCUCUCAUAAGACAAAGUCUUUUAAUGCAAAAUGUUUCAUCAAAAGUUACCGCCAAUACUACUGUAAAUACUAUGUCAUCGAAACCUCGACCACUUCCUAUCACCGGAACUCCGCCGCCAUUCGGGACGUGUCCGCAACAAAAUAAGUUGAAAUCCAUUGAAAUUUGCGAUCAAAAUGUCAUACAAGAAACGUGUACUCUAUUUGGUAUUGAUUUGAAUAUACCACCUCCUGUUCCUCCAAGUCGUUCCUAUACCAUAACUGGAAAUGCAAAAUUAGGAUAUCCACAAACUAGAGUCAUGAAAAUGGACUAUCCGGAGUCUGGUCCUAAAAUGCAAUUAGAAAAAGGCCAGAGAGUGACAGUAGUGGGCGCCUCAACAAAACGGGGACACCUAUUGGUUGAUAACAGUGGCAUCACUUUAACAGUUCCCUAUCAGUUCCUCGUGUUGAUCCCAACCACUAAUCGUAAACUAAAGGGAUCGGUUGCUCAAUCAGAUACAUGUGGUGUUAAUAUAUAA
Messenger RNA from Oppia nitens, 3150 nucleotides. RefSeq lists its product as uncharacterized. The coding region runs from base 1 to 3150 and encodes 1049 amino acids. Gene Ontology annotation, molecular function: actin filament binding; cytoskeletal motor activity; ATP binding. Gene Ontology annotation, biological process: actin filament organization; vesicle transport along actin filament. Gene Ontology annotation, cellular component: vesicle; actin cytoskeleton; cytoplasm. The transcript is spliced from 18 exons. NCBI's taxonomy places the organism in Eukaryota, Metazoa, Arthropoda, Arachnida, Sarcoptiformes, Oppiidae. The record is from RefSeq and is a predicted model, not a curated record.